AUGGUUGCAAGGCAGUUAAAAGUCGGUUUACUCUACAGGUCUAUUGCUUUUCAGGGCGUUGUUGAUAUCCAUGAUAAUCGUGAUGACAACUGUGGCCCAACUGCCCCGGCAGCCAACGGUACGAGCAUUAAGACCUAUGGUGAAAAGCUUCUCACUCUCGACCUAGGUCUUCGCCGUCAGUUCCCGUGGGUUUUCACAGUGGCCGACGUUAAAAAACCCAUUAUUGGUAUGGACUUUCUCACGUCAUUUGGUCUCACGGUUGAUCUCCACAGACGGCAGUUGCUUGACAAUUCGACGACUCUCUCUAUAAAUGGCAAGGCUUCAUCCAUUAAUUCUAUUGGAAUCCGCCCAGCUUUGCCGGAUAACCGUUACACAGCACUGCUUCGCCAAUUCCCAGAGAUCCUGAAACCUGCUUCCAAGACCACUUCCGUAAAACAUGACGUUUUCCACCAUAUCUCGACAAAAGGCCCACCCACCGCAUCCCGUCCACGGAGGUUAGCUCCGGAGAAGCUUGCCAUAGCCAAGACAGAAUUUCAGCAUUUGCUUCAACUGGGUAUCAUACGACCAUCAAGCAGCCCCUGGUCAUCUCCACUGCAUAUGGUCCCCAAAACGUCCGAGGGAGAUUGGAGACCAUGUGGCGAUUAUCGUGCACUAAGUCGUGUCACCAUCCCGGACAAAUACCCAAUUCCGCAUCUGCAUGAUUUUGCCCUUACUCUUCACGGCAAAUCUGUCUUCAGUAAAUUAGACCUCGUCAGAGCAUAUCACCAGAUACCUGUCGCUCCAGACGAUAUUUCCAAAACGGCUGUCACCACUCCAUUCGGUCUAUAUGAAUUCGUUCGUAUGCCAUUUGGGCUCAGAAAUGCAGCUCAAACAUUUCAACGAUUCAUGGAUCAAGUUUUACGGGGAUUAGACUCCGUCUACGCUUAUGUUGACGAUGUACUUAUCACCAGUCGGUCCGAAGACGAUCAUGUGCUUCACUUAGAACUGGGUUUGGAGGGAACCUAUGUAACAGGUGGAUUGGAACUACCCGCCAUUUGGUUGUUGAUUGAUUGCCUGCUGAUUCGUCCGCCGAGCUCGGCAAUAAAUGGUUUGGAUGACUUGGUUGGCUGUUGUCGACUCCACCUAGCCUGUGAUCUACAACCUCAGGAUCCCAAACGGGCCAGAAAACCUGCGAUUGUAAAUUGA
This is a messenger RNA of Opisthorchis viverrini, 1185 nucleotides long. RefSeq lists its product as hypothetical. The transcript has 3 exons. The record is from RefSeq and is a predicted model, not a curated record. Lineage: Eukaryota; Metazoa; Platyhelminthes; Trematoda; Opisthorchiida; Opisthorchiidae. Bases 1 to 1185 code for a protein of 394 amino acids.